AUGUACUUCUCAUCAGGUGUUAUUGCCGUCAUGGCUUCCCUUAUGACCCUGGGCCUCGCUGCCGACCCUUUGUCUUUCACUUCUUGGCCCAAGGAGCCCCUCGAAGCCGGGAAGCCCAUUACCCUUACAUGGACCGGUGCCGACCCUAACCAGCCUGUGACGCUUCUCCUCCGUCACGGACCUUCGGACCACUUGAAGGAUGUCAAGGCCAUCACUGAUCAGGCCAAGGAUGGAUCCUUCACUUGGACUCCCGAUAAUGAUAUCAAGAAAGGCGAUACCUACGCUUUCCAAGUGAAGCAGGGUGACCAGAGCAAUUAUACCGCUUUGUUGAAGUCUGCCGACAAGCCAAAUGCCGAUACACCCGAAAAGAAGGAAGCUACUACCGCUGCCACAGGCACCACCACUGCCCCUGCCACUCAAAUGUCUGGCUCAACACAGGCUACCCAGGCCACUGGCACCACCAUGACCACCACUGGCAGCCGUGCCCUCAUCAGCUCAUCGGCCAGCGCCUCCGGUAGCCCCUCCAGCUCUGCGGCUGCUAGCUCAACUGACAGUGCCAAAGUUACUGGUACUGAAGUUGUCAAUGGCAAGAAGGCCUCCGCCACUGGCAGUGUCCAGACUGGUAUUGCUUCCAUUCCCAAGUACUCUGUGCAAUUGGUCAUGGGUGUCGCUGGUCUUUUGGCCGGCCUUCUCUGA
Penicillium soppii is the source of this 696-nucleotide messenger RNA. Its product is annotated as GPI anchored serine-threonine rich family protein. The transcript has 2 exons. Lineage: Eukaryota; Fungi; Ascomycota; Eurotiomycetes; Eurotiales; Aspergillaceae. The coding region runs from base 1 to 696 and encodes 231 amino acids. The record is from RefSeq and is a predicted model, not a curated record.